Cucurbita pepo subsp. pepo (vegetable marrow) is the source of this 817-nucleotide messenger RNA. Its product is annotated as membrane-anchored ubiquitin-fold protein 3. Gene Ontology annotation, molecular function: protein binding. The record is from RefSeq and is a predicted model, not a curated record. NCBI's taxonomy places the organism in Eukaryota, Viridiplantae, Streptophyta, Magnoliopsida, Cucurbitales, Cucurbitaceae.
AUAAAUUCAUAAUUUGAGAAAGAAAUAUACACAUUGGAUUAAUAUUCUUCUUCCCAAAAAGCCUGCAGCCGGGAGGAAAAACUGCCUUGGCCUGAUCGACGCCUUCACAAGCUUCGUUGCUGUUGGAAUUGCUUUCAAUUCCUUCUAGGGCAUCCGAUCAAUUCAAGGUCGGGAUCCAACACUUGUACCUGAUUUGAGGAUACUCAACUCAGAUGCCGGAGGACGAUUUUAUUGACAUUAAGUUCAGGCUCUACGAUGGUUCUGAUAUUGGACCCUUUCGAUACUCGUCCGCAUCCACAAUAGAUGUGCUCAAGCAGAGAAUAGUGUCCGAUUGGCCCAAAGGCAAAACAAUCACUCCGAAGGCAGCCAGUGAAGUAAAACUGAUAAGUUCUGGAAAAAUUUUGGAAAAUAACAAGACUGUUGGUCAGUGUAAAUUACCUUUUGGUGAGUCCACGGGAGGAGUCACCAUAAUGCAUGUUGUUGUACAGCCAUCCCUAGCGAAAGCUAAGACAGAGAAAAAGACUGACAAUUCACAACAGAAGAUCGUCUGCUCCUGUUCCAUACUUUGAAACACAACACCAGUCAUAUGAUUCGUUUGGUAAAUCAUCUUCCAAAACACGGUUGCUAUUAGCCAUAUUCUUGUGUAUAAAUGUUUUCUGGUAAUUUGGUAAUGAUGUGUUUAGGAAUAUUGAUGUGGGGGACAUGUUUCUCUUUUAUAUGAUUGUGAAGUUUUUCUCAUGAUUUUUCAAAAUUCUUUGGUUACUCUCUUAUUUGAGGAUUUGCAGCUAAAAGAAGAGGGCUAUAUUUAAGUUGAUAA